Molecule: messenger RNA, 2375 nt
Organism: Anopheles arabiensis
Lineage: Eukaryota; Metazoa; Arthropoda; Insecta; Diptera; Culicidae
Gene: Coq8
Product: atypical kinase COQ8B, mitochondrial
Exons: 3
Coding region: 192-2282 (696 amino acids)
Biological process (GO): ubiquinone biosynthetic process
Cellular component (GO): extrinsic component of mitochondrial inner membrane
Molecular function (GO): kinase activity
Source: RefSeq, a predicted model, not a curated record
GUGUUUUUUUUUGCUCCAACCGGAGAGCAUGUUUAUUAUCUAAUCAUCAGUAUCAUGUUGUGAAAUAAGAGACCAUCGAGCGCUGUUUUAUCGAAUCUUUACCACAAUUAAGUUUUGUUAAGUGCAAAAGUUGGUGUAACUUAUACUAGUCUAAAAGUGCUUCUUAUCUUACCCUCACCCUCACAUACACAAUGUCCCGCGCACAAGACGCCGUCGGUAUUCUGCGGGGGCUCAAGAUAGUGGCCGAUGCCGUUGGCAAAUCCCAAUCCGAGUACGCCAAACAUCUGUGGGCCAAUUCGAGCGUACGGGAGGUGCUGGAGCAGCAGCUAGCGACCGGCGAACAGUCGGUCAAGCAGGUGCUGAACAAUCCGACCCAGGAGCUGGAAAAGGUUGGUGGCAAGCUACGCGAAACGAUCGAACGGACGGCGGUUGUGGCGGAAGGCCUCCGGCAGCUGACCGCAGCAGCGAUACCGAAAGUGGGCCCACUUUCGCCGGAUGCAUUUCUGAACCAGCGCAUUCCGUCCGCUGGAACAGUUGCCCCGCCCGGGUCGGAACCCUCGGGAGAUAUAGCCAGCCUGGACAUUUCCAAGAUUACCCUGAAGGAGCUGGAAUCGAUACUGUCCGAGCACAGCAAAACUCGCGAGAUAAAGCUAGGCUUAGACAACGGGAAACGAUCCACCACAAAGCAUGUGGAACCGAUCGUUGCCAAAGAAAGCCUUGCCGUGGCAGCAGAAUCACACACAGCAGCACCAUCACAAACCAUUCUACCUCCGGAGCCGGCAGCCCGCCUCAAAGAGCCGGCUCGUGAAACGAAAGCUUUUACGCGCGACGAGCAGCAGAUAGAGAAGAUGUUGCAUUUUGUUUCCUCCUACGAUAAGAACCCGUCGGCGACGGUACCACCGCCCGCCGUACCGCCGGUAAAUCCAGCACAACCGAUCGAACUACCUCAGCUCAGCACGGUGGCCAAGCAGCGCAAAGUCCCUUCGUCGCGUGUCGCACGACUCGCCUCGUUCGGUGGCCUGUUUGCCGGACUCGGUCUGGGCACGGUGAACGAGCUAGCAAAGGGUGCCCUCGGUAUUGGCGGAACGCUGGACGUGAAGCAGGCCCUGUUCAGUCCGACCAACGCGGAACGCAUCGUCGACACGCUGUGCAAGGUGCGGGGCGCCGCCCUGAAGCUGGGCCAGAUUCUGAGCAUUCAGGAUUCGAACAUCGUAUCACCGCAGCUGGUGAAAGCGUUCGAGCGUGUCCGGCAGGCGGCCGAUUACAUGCCGGACUGGCAGGUGGAGCGGCAGCUCGUCAGCGAGCUCGGCCCCGAUUGGCGCUCCAAGCUGCAGAGCUUCGACCAGAAACCGUUUGCGGCCGCCUCGAUCGGCCAGGUGCAUCGGGGCGUACUGAAGGACGGUGGCAUGGAGGUGGCCAUCAAGAUCCAGUAUCCGGGGGUGGCGAAAAGCAUCGAAAGCGACAUCGACAAUCUCGUCUCGAUGCUGAAGGUGUGGGACGUGUUUCCGGCCGGCGUGUUCAUCGACAACGUGGUCGCGGUGGCCAAGCGCGAGCUGGCCUGGGAGGUGGAUUAUACGCGCGAAGCCGAGUACACGGAGCGGUUCGCGGAAAUGAUACGCCACAUGCCGGAGUACCGGGUGCCGCGCGUGGUAAAGGAGCUGACGUCGAAGAAUGUACUGACGACGGAGCUUGUACCGGGCGUACCGAUGGAUCGGUGCUUCGACAUGAGCCAAGAACAUCGUGAUCACAUUGCGUACUGCGUGAUGAAGCUCUGCCUAAAUGAGCUGUUCACCUUCCGGUGCAUGCAAACGGACCCGAACUGGUCCAACUUCCUGUACGACGCGUCGACGAAGCAGGUGAUGCUGAUCGAUUUCGGCGCCACACGCUUCUACCAGAAGGCAUUCAUGGACGAUUACUUAAGGGUCAUUAUUGCGGCGACGAAAAACGACCGCCAGCAGAUACUGGAGCUGUCGCGCAAGAUGGGCUUCCUGACCGGCUACGAAACGCCCGCCAUGGAGAAGGCCCAUGUCGACGCCGUGCUCAUCCUCGGCGAAGUGUUCAGCGUGCCGGGCGAGUUCGAGUUCGGUCGGCAGAGCACGACGAAGAAGAUUGCCGCGCUGGUGCCGGUAAUGAUUGCGCAUCGGCUCUGCCCGCCGCCGGAAGAGAUCUACUCGCUGCACCGGAAGCUUUCCGGUGUGUUUUUGCUGUGCGCGCGGCUCAACGCCAAGAUCGACUGUAAGCCUAUCUUUAACGAGGUGAUGCAGAAUUACAAGUUUGACUAAAACCAUCCAGUACAAGGCUGUUGCCGGGCAAUAAAGCAACCUGACUAAACGAUCCGAUUAACACAGUACGCAACAAUGUUCUGGUUUAAUCAA